Messenger RNA from Schizophyllum commune H4-8, 423 nucleotides. RefSeq lists its product as uncharacterized. Lineage: Eukaryota; Fungi; Basidiomycota; Agaricomycetes; Agaricales; Schizophyllaceae. Gene Ontology annotation, molecular function: carbon-sulfur lyase activity. The transcript is spliced from 3 exons. Bases 1 to 423 code for a protein of 140 amino acids. The record is from RefSeq and is a predicted model, not a curated record.
AUGGCCUCACCGAAGUACACUGGCGCGUGCAUGUGCGGCGCGGUCGCCUACACGGUCACGGGCGCGCCGAUGAUGAGCGUGGUGUGCCACUGCCCAUCGUGCCAGAAGGUGUCUGGCUCGGUGUUCACGUCGAAUCUCUGGUGCCAUAAAGACCAACUCGCUAUCACUAAGGGCGCGCGCAGCCUCAGCACCUUCGCCGAUAAGAACACCGACUCGGGCAAGCCCUUCGAGCGCUCGUUCUGUUCGAAGUGCGGCACGCCGCUGUUCGGGACGCCCAUGGUCGACCCGAGCAUCAGGACAGUGAGCACGGGCUCGCUGGAUGCGGAGAGCAGGGCGAGGACGGCACCCACCAAGGAGUUCUACGACCACACCAAGCGUGCAUGGCUGCCGAAGAUCCCCAUUGGUGGCGAUGCGAAGCUCUGA